AUGCUAGACGACGUCCACCAAGACCUGCCCAGGCAUACGAACGACACCAACACCUACACGCUCGGCAACAUCCAGCGCCACAAUGUCGUCGUUGCAUGUUUGCCGACGGCCCAGUACGGAACGAACAACGCGGCGAACGUGCUGACCCACCUCAUCCGAACGUUCCCAUCGAUCCGCCUUGGUUUGAUGGUGGGAAUCGGAGGUGGAGUGCCGAGCAGGGUCGAUAUGCGUUUGGGCGACGUCGUUGUCGGGACGAAGGUGAUGCAGUACGAUCUAGGGAAGAUUAUCGGAGACGGACAGACUCAGCGCACUGCGAUCCCGAAGAGCCCGCAUCACCUACUCGGCACGGCCGUGUCGUCCCUACAAGCAAGGCAUGAGCGCGACGGUAGCCGAAUCCCACUUAUAUUAGAAAGGAAGUUCGACGGACACUCCAAGUACGGCCGCCCAAUCACGGUUGACCGCCUCUUUUCCUCGACGUACGAUCAUACGUCUUCAGCACCUAGCUGCGAUGAAUGCGACGGUUCGAAGCUGGUACCUCGAAGCAGGCGGAGCAUGGAUAACCCGAUAAUACAUUACGGCACGAUCGCCUCAGGCAACCAAGUCAUGGGGAACGGCACCCAGCGAGACAACAUGGCUCAGCAACUGGACGCCAUCUGUUUCGAGAUGGAGGCUGCCGGUCUUAUGGAUAUUCUCCCCUGCCUACCGAUCCGGGGGAUAUGCGACUACUCCGAUUCUCACAAGAACAAGGAAUGGCAGAGAUAUGCCGCAGCCACCGCGGCUGCGUAUGCGAGGGAGUUGCUAGGGGUGCUCCCCGUCGCUGAAGUGCAAACGAAGGCCGCUCCAGCGCCGAAUCCUCUUCAGGCUUCCUUCCAAGUCGACUUUAGCCUACAAGGCGUGCCCGUAUCAGACAAGUUUGUCGAUAGACCAGCCGACAGGGCUGCGCUCGAGCAGUGUCUUUUGCCACAGCAACCCCCUACCGAACGACGGAAGGUAUGCGUUUUGCAUGGGCUCGGCGGCAUCGGCAAGACACAACUAGCUAUCGACUUUGCCCGUCGCCAUAAGGCCGCCUUUAGUGCAAUAUUCUGGCUAGAUGGGCGGUCGGAGGAUCAAUUGAGGCAGAGCUUCGCCAGAUGCCUUGGCAGAAUCCCUGAAUUUCGGUCCGCUAGCCGCAAAGACUUGAACCUUAACAGCAAGGAGGGUCUCGAUGUUGCGGUGAUGAAAGUGAUUGGGUGGCUCGCUAGACCGAGCAAUACUCAAUGGCUGCUGAUUUUUGACAAUGUCGAUCAAGAUCAGCAGCAAGGUGGUGCAACGGGGACAUCAGAGCAGGGCCAUUCUACAGACGUGAUUGGCGCCCAGAUUACGACACCCUUCUAG
This is a messenger RNA of Clonostachys rhizophaga, 1374 nucleotides long. The record is from the annotation of a GenBank genome assembly. NCBI's taxonomy places the organism in Eukaryota, Fungi, Ascomycota, Sordariomycetes, Hypocreales, Bionectriaceae.